AUGGCUAUCGAGAAGAUCCAGGCCCGCAUGGUCCUCGACUCGCGUGGUAACCCCACCGUCGAGGUCGACAUCACCACCGAGAAGGGUCUCUUCCGCGCCGCCGUCCCCUCCGGUGCCUCGACCGGUAUCCACGAGGCUGUCGAGCUCCGCGACGGCGACAAGAACGCCUGGAUGGGCAAGGGCGUCUCCAAGGCCAUCGACAACGUCAACAACAUCAUCGCCCCCGAGCUCAUCAAGUCCGGCCUUCCCGUCACCUCGCAGAAGGAGAUCGACGACUUCCUGAUCAAGCUCGACGGCACCGCCAACAAGGGCAAGCUCGGCGCCAACGCCAUCCUCGGUGUCUCGAUCGCCGUCGCCAAGGCCGGUGCCGGCGAGCAGGGUCUCCCCCUCUACAAGUACCUCGCCAACCUCAGCGGCGUCAAGGCCCCCUACGUCCUGCCCGCCCCCGCCAUGAACGUCAUCAACGGCGGCUCGCACGCCGGCAACGCCCUUGCCUUCCAGGAGUUCAUGAUCGUCCCCACGGGCGCCAAGAGCUUCACCGAGUCGGUCAAGAUCGGCACCGAGGUCUACCACAACCUCAAGAAGGUCAUCAACACCAAGUACGGCAUCGACGCCACCAACGUCGGUGACGAGGGUGGAUUCGCCCCCAACGUCCAGUCGGCCGACGAGGCGCUCGAGAUCCUCACCGAGGCCAUCGCCAAGGCCGGCUACGAGGGCCAGGUGCACAUCUCGCUCGACGUUGCCUCGUCCGAGUUCUACAAGGAGGGCAAGUACGACCUCGACUUCAAGAACCCCAACUCGGACUCGUCCAAGUGGCUCACGGGCAAGGAGCUCGCCGACGUCUACCUCGGCUUCAUCAAGAAGUACCCGAUCACCUCGAUCGAGGACCCCUUCGACCAGGACGACUGGGAGGCGUGGUCGCACCUGCGCGCCAACGCCGGCAUCACCAUCAUCGGCGACGACCUCACGGUCACCAACCCGCUGCGCAUCAAGACUGCCAUCGAGAAGAAGGCGUGCAACGGUCUGCUGCUCAAGAUCAACCAGAUCGGCACCAUCUCCGAGUCGAUCCAGGCGGCGCAGCUCGCCCAGUCGGACAACUGGGGCGUCAUGGUGUCGCACCGCUCCGGUGAGACCGAGGACGUGACCAUCUCGGACCUCGUCGUCGGUCUGGGCGUCGGCAUCAUCAAGACCGGUGCUCCUUGCCGAUCGGAGCGCACUGCCAAGUACAACCAGCUCCUGCGCAUCGAGAGCCUCGAGCCCUCGGCCGUGUACGCCGGCAUCGACGGCUUCACCCAGGGCGAGACCGCCCCCAAGGUCAUUACCAACAAGUCGGCCUAA
Messenger RNA from Moesziomyces antarcticus, 1338 nucleotides. RefSeq names its product enolase. Gene Ontology annotation, molecular function: magnesium ion binding; phosphopyruvate hydratase activity. The record is from RefSeq and is a predicted model, not a curated record. Gene Ontology annotation, biological process: glycolytic process. Bases 1 to 1338 code for a protein of 445 amino acids. The transcript has a single exon. Gene Ontology annotation, cellular component: phosphopyruvate hydratase complex. NCBI's taxonomy places the organism in Eukaryota, Fungi, Basidiomycota, Ustilaginomycetes, Ustilaginales, Ustilaginaceae.